AUGGAAGGUAGGAAGUUUUCCGGUCAUUCCGCCGGAAUUCGUAAAUAUCGUGAAUCCUCUUUCAAAUCAAGCUUCGUUUUCGUUGUUAUAAUGGUGAUCCGCCGGAAAGUAACCCGUCGCACCAACGGGACAACUUCCUCAGCUCGCAAAACUACAACUCCCGAUGAUCGCGAUUCUUCUCCGGAACCUGCGUCUCCGUUGACUUUCACCAUAUCGCCGGAUAGUGUUCAUUCGCCGUACUAUCUUACCAGCGGUGACAAUCUCGGCCACUCUAUUAUCUCUGAGGUACUCGAUGGAUCUAAUUACGAUAACUGGCGUAUUGCUAUGAACAUCACGCUUGAUGCUAAGAACAAAUUAGCUUUUAUCGAUGGAUCUAUUGCUAGGCCUAGUGAAUCUGAUCAGCUCUUCAGGAUUUGGUCUAGAUGUAAUUCGAUGGUGAAAUCAUGGAUUCUCAACUCCGUUUCAAAGGAAAUUUACAAAAGCAUUCUCAGAUUUAAUGAUGCUUCUGAAAUUUGGAAAGAUCUCUCGACUUGUUUUCACAUCACCAGUUUACCGCGAUCUUAUCAACUCUCCCAACAAAUUUGGUCUCUCAAUCAAGGAUCAAUGGAUCUCUCCACCUACUACACCAAAUUGAAGACGUUGUGGGAUGAGCUUGACGGUACUAGUUGUGAGAAAACCCAGAUCAUAAUGAAGAAGAACGUCCCUGCUUUAUCUGAGAUCUAUAACCUCUUAGAUCAAGAUCAUAGCCAGCGAACUAUUCUUCCCGUUCACAAUGCCACUGCCUUCCAAGUGACAGUUCCAGAUGCUUCUCCUGCCUCUGUCAAUGCAGCUCAGACGAAUUAUCAGCCUCAGAAGCAGAAUCAACGAGUCUGUACUCACUGUGGUUAUACUGGUCAUACUGUGGAUACUUGUUUCAAAAUCCACGGCUAUCCACCUAAUUUCAAGCAUAAGAACCAAAAAUCUGUGCCUGAGAAGCCAUCUUCCACCAACAAGCCUUCUCAACAAUCUCGUCCCGUUGUUGCUCAGGUUGCGAUUCCUUCAGUUGACACCGUACCUGAGAAGUUCACUCAACUGUCUAAAGAUCAGAUUCAGGGAGUCAUCGACUACUUCAAUGCGCAGCUCCACUCUUCUGUCAAUCAACUUUCCGAUGAUACUCAGCUUCCCGGAGGUACUAUCACUACACUUCCUGGUAUGGCAUUCUCUUCCUCUACGUUACACUUUGUGGGAGCCUUGAGAGCCACCGGUAGUGUCUUGAACUCUGAGUCUUGGAUCAUUGAUAGUGGCGCAACGCAUCAUGUUUGUCAUGACAAGCGCUUGUUCUCGAUGUUAUCAGAAAAUGUCCAUUCUUCUGUGACUCUGCCUACGGGUUCUGGUGUUCAAAUCACAGGAAUUGGCAGUAUCAAACUCUCUGAAUACAUGAUUUUGAAAAACGUGUUAUAUAUCCCCGAUUUUCGACUGAAUCUCCUCAGCAUCAGUCAACUGAUUAAAGAUUUGGGAUAUCGAGUCUCGUUUGACAGUGUUUCUUGUGUGAUACAGGAUCCUAUCAAGGGACUGAUGAUUGGUCAGGGUGAAGAAGUGGCUAAUCUCUAUGUCUUGGAUGUUGAGUUUGGAUUGCAGCAGUCUUCUCAACACUCUAGUUUUCUUUGUAAUGCUGUUGUUGAUUCUGAAUUAUGGCACAAUAGACUUGGCCAUCCGUCAGAUUUCAAAACGGAUUUUGUCACUGAUAUGAUUGAGAAUCAGUAUGGUUGCAGAGUUAGAGGGGUUCGUUCUGACAAUGCACCAGAGUUGAAGUUUGUGGAUUUGUACAAAGCUAAAGGAAUCAAGGCCUUUCACUCUUGCCCUGAAACUCCUGAGCAAAAAUCAGUCGUCGAGAGGAAACAUCAGCACAUAUUGAAUGUUGCUCGUGCUCUCAUGUUUCAAGCGAAGGUUCCUUUGGAACAUUGGGGCGAUUGCGUUUUGAAUGCUGUCUUUCUCAUCAAUCGUUUACCCACUCCUCUGUUGAAGAACAAGACGCCGUUUGAUAUGUUAACCGGAAAGAAAGCUGAUUAUAAGGGCCUCCGUGUUUUUGGCUGCCUUGCUUUUUGUUCCACACUUCAAAGGGACGAAACAAGUUUCAGCCUCGAGCACGACCCUGCACACGUUGUUUUCCAUGAAGAAAUCUUUCCCUUUGCGAAAGAUGUACGCGAGCCCUUCCCUGACGUUUUUGAUUCCAUGCCAGAUUCUUCUUCGUCUUCUAGUCCUACUACUCUAGAUAAUGUCAUUCCUGCAGUCGAGAUUGAUGGUGUUGCUCCUGUGGUUGAGAAUGAUGUUCCUAGAGCAGAUAGUUCUACGGAGGAAUCUGUGCAUCGGGAUGAACGAGCUGAGAUUCCAUAUCCUCUUGCCUACUAUCUCUCUUAUGAUGAGUUGUCUGAGGAUUACAAAGCUUACGUAUGCUCUGUUAACAUUCACUCUGAACCGAGCUCUUUUGCUCAAGCCAAGAAGUUUGAUGAAUGGCUUGCGGCUAUGAAUGAGGAACUCAUUGCUUUAGAGAAGACAUGA
Microthlaspi erraticum is the source of this 2538-nucleotide messenger RNA. NCBI's taxonomy places the organism in Eukaryota, Viridiplantae, Streptophyta, Magnoliopsida, Brassicales, Brassicaceae. The record is from the annotation of a GenBank genome assembly.